AGAGAAAAGGUGAGGGCGAUGAAGCUGGAGGAAGAUAGGAGAAGUAGAGAUGGAUAAGAGAGCUGGAGAGAAGAAGAGAGAAGGAGAGGGUGGAAUUGCAGCAUUGUCAAGCACGAGCCAGUCAGCUACAGCAGAGGCUGGUUGAAUUUGAUUGGAGGGACAGCGAAAAGUUGGCUGUUCAAGAGCAAGCCAUUGCAGCCGAGCAGCGAGGUCCGUCAUGGGAAGUGAAGGAAGACGAGUUGGAAGAAACAUAAGAAACUCUCGGAAUUGGAGGGUGGGCUGUGGUGAAAGUAGCCAAACUCAAAGUGGCUGCAAAAUGUCUGCACAGCCAGUUGAUUUAUGACUACCACCACCGUCUGUUCAGACGAGAAAUGGACGUGGCAGCCAGAGUCAGCCACCCCAACUUGCUGCGUUUCCUCGGAGCCAGACUGGAGGGAGGUAUGGCCAUUCUGACAGAGUUCAUGCCGACUAGUCUCAGAGCUCUGGUCAACAGACGUCCACGACAACUUCUCUCCCUGGAACACAUACUCUCAAUUGACGUGUCCCGUGCCCUCAACUACCUCCACAACAUGAGCCCCGACCCCAUCAUCCACAGGGACCUCAGCAGUGCCAACGUUCUCCUCCAGCCAUCUCCCGACGGAGGCUGGCUCGCCAAGGUCUCUGACUACGGCACCGCCAACUUCCAGAGUCAACUUCAGACUGUGAAUCCCGGCAGUCCAGUGUACACUGCCCCCGAGUCCCGCGAUCCUGCUCUCCAGACACCCAAGAUGGACAUCUACAGUUUCGGUGUGCUCCUGGUGGAGAUGUGUACGUGUGAUUUCCCUGCUCCUGAGCGUCGUGCUGAGCUGAUGGAGUCCAUCGACUAUACCAGACUCUUGAACCUAAUAAGACAGUGUCAGAACGUAGACAAAGACAGACGUCCGACAGCUGCUCAACUGGUGGAACUUCUGCAGGCUAUGCCACUCGUUACACGCACCCACAUGUGACAGUAUGUGUGUUCUUUGCUAUAAUUACAUUAUGCAUUCCAGCUGAGUCACUGCUCUCUGUCAUGGAACUCUACUUUAAAACACUGCCUGUAAAAUUUUUGAC
This is a messenger RNA of Geodia barretti, 1089 nucleotides long. The record is from the annotation of a GenBank genome assembly. Lineage: Eukaryota; Metazoa; Porifera; Demospongiae; Tetractinellida; Geodiidae.